Molecule: messenger RNA, 273 nt
Organism: Bipolaris oryzae ATCC 44560
Lineage: Eukaryota; Fungi; Ascomycota; Dothideomycetes; Pleosporales; Pleosporaceae
Exons: 3
Coding region: 1-273 (90 amino acids)
Source: RefSeq, a predicted model, not a curated record
AUGAGUCUCCUCGAGGAGGAUGAUGUACUGCCUCAGUUUGUAGUUGAUGACAAGCCCACACGCCCAUGGAUCAAACGGGGCACCAGCAGUUCUCCAUUUGAGCCUGGCGAUCGGGUAUUUAUCAAAUUAUCUGAAACAGCAAAAGACGGGCCUUACCUUGUCGAAACCUUUGAUGCUGGUACGGGACAAUACACACUAUGCCUCGAUGAUGGAAAAGGAACCACUGCUCUUGGUGGAAAGAAGUUUGCGGUGGAAUCUCUUUUGCCUGGUUAA